Symbiodinium sp. CCMP2592 is the source of this 2229-nucleotide messenger RNA. The record is from the annotation of a GenBank genome assembly. NCBI's taxonomy places the organism in Eukaryota, Dinophyceae, Suessiales, Symbiodiniaceae.
AUGAAAUCUGUACUUCUAGCAAUCGCAAUCUUUGCGAUUGCGUGUAUGAAUCUUGUCGCAUCCGCCCAGCCGUAUAUCGAGCUGGAGUUCAACGCCGCGACUGAUCGUUCGCCGUCGCCGGAUUACGAGUUCAGGACCAUCCGCGUGACACUGCUGCUCGAUACGGCGCAAGUGGGGGAUGUCUCUGGAGGUGUAGGAAUCUUCGAUGUCGAAGAGAUCACCAUCGAACUCGAUCAGAGCAGCGACAUCGAAGGCAAACGCUUCUUCGCACGCACCGCGCCGAUGCUCACACUCACCAAAUCGGACUCGGACUCAGAUUUCUUCCCACCUGAGCUCAUCCUCUUCGAGGACCCCAGCACCGGAUACUGGGACUUCUCGAUCUUCCUCACAAACAUCUCCGCAACCGGAAUCUUCGGCACCAACGAGUUCACCGAUGUCACGAUCAGCAUGCCCACCAUCGAUCCAGUCGCGAUCAACAACGCGCUCCCAAACCUCCCAUCAGAUCCAAACGCGUACUACCCAGCACGCGACCCAUCCAGUUUCUACGGCAUCACCAUGAACUGGUCAGGAUCCACCCACUUUGGAAACGCACACUGGAUCUACAACCUCAACAACCCAAACCCAGGUUCACCAAGCGACAACGGGAAGUGGAUCGGUCUCGAAUCACGCAUCGGUGAAAGAACCAACAAAAGCGAGUCAUGUCCCGGAGAUCUCAACGAAGACGGCAACCUUAACUUUCUCGAUGACCACAUCAUGAAGCAACACACAUUCAUACUCGCACUCUUCGCCAUCAUCACGACAUCGAUCGCAUGCACUGUUGCCAUCGCGCAGCCGUAUAUCGAGCUGGAGUUCAACGCUGCGUCUGAACCCGAGCCAAUCCCGGAACCCGGAUUCAGAUUCACGAUGGUGAAUGUCAAGGUCCUGCUCAAUGCCGGAGAACCCGGACAGGUGUUCCAAGACCUCGCGAUCUUCCCGAUCGAGGAGAUCACCGUCGAGCUCAACGCCGCCAAUACGCUGGAGAACCCGAUCUACCGACCGAGCGAAGCCCCAGAUCUAAUCCUGACCAAGGAAGUCUUCACAAGCAGCGGAGGUAUUCCCCCUGAGCUGCAGAUGACCAGAGAUCCCUUUACUGGUCACUGGGACUUAAGCGUCUACCUAGUCAAUAUCUCUCCCAACGGUUUGUUCGGAACCAACGAGUUCGGAGAGCUCUCGUUCUCCCUCACAUCGCUCGACGGCCCAGCAUUCACGGACGCGAUUCCAAACCUCCCAUCAGAUCCAAACGCAUACUACCUCGUCCGCACUGACGAACGUCCCUACAUGAUUGAGAUCAAUUGGACUGGAAACACCUACAGAUCAGGAGAAGCUAGGUGGGGUUUCUUGCCCUUCAAUCCAGCCCUCGUUGAGUCUGGACGCCACCUCGAUUACGAAGCACGCAUCGGAGAAGACCCCAACCCAAUCGAGCCUUGUCCCGGAGAUCUCAACGAAGACGGCAACCUCAACUUCCUCGAUGUCUCCAAGUUCCUCGACCUCUACGGCAUGGGGCCGAUAUCGAGGGACCUCUAUGCUUACACAGCACGCAACCAGAAAACCUUCCACGUCAUCCAGGCGAUCCUCGAGAAUGACCCCGCCGCCUUCGAGCGACUGAUGCGACGCUACAACCAGCGUCUCUUCCGAGUUGCCAGAGCUGUCGUCAAGGACGACACCGAAGCCGAAGAUGUCGUCCAGGAAGCGUACAUGAACGCGUUCGCGUCGCUCCGUAGCUUCGAGGGUCGCGCCCGAUUCUCAACCUGGAUCACCCGCAUCACCUACCACGAAGCACUGCGCCGAAAGCGAGCGCAAUCCGUCCGCACAAGACACCUCCCCUCGCUGAGCCGAGUCCGAUCGGUCUUGAGCCGGAGCACCACUCAGGAAGACACGCUGAAUCCCGAUACUAAGCUCCUGGUCUGCGAAGCCUUCGAUCAGCUCCAGCCCAUGCAUCGCUCUGUGCUCAUGCUCAGACUCGUCGAGGGACUCUCAACGCAGGAAACCGCCGAGUGCCUCCAGAUCAGCGACUCCAAUGUCAAAGUCCAGCUGCAUCGCGCAAAGAAGAGUUUCGAGCGGAUCAUGCGGAACGCAUCAGACGAUCAGCUCAUCGAACGCUUCUCCUUCGCUGGUCACCAAUGCGACUCGAUCGUGCACACAGUGCUGUCUCGCCUCAAGACCGAGCAAAAAACUGAAAGAAUGCUGUAA